AUGGGUGAUAACAACGAAGAAACCAGCCUUACUGAUGUCGUGGUGGCUCAGCCCGCCCUUGCUGAUCAGAAUGAACUGAUCAUACAGUUGAUGCAACAAAUUGCUGAGAUGAGGGUUGAGAUGAAGAGGAAACAAGAUUUGCCUCCUCCAAUUUUUGCUGUCAAUGCUCAACCAGACGGAAGACCGCUAGCUCAAAUUCCCAUUCCUGACAUGGAACAAGCUCAAAACCAGCCUUCAAGUCCUGCUCCCAGUCAAAAUGCCCAAAGUCCCUCUAUUGCUCCACCACUACCACAAAAAACCACUUUCCAAAUACCGGUCCCUAACGAGCAUGACCCCUAUGGUUCGGAGCUCGACCACUAUGAGGAGAGGGAGAGAGAGUGGAGGUCAAAGGAAGAGACCGCCAAGAUAGAUGCGAAAGAGGAAAUUAGAAAAGCCCUGAAGGAGUUGAACUGCAUUCCUGAGGUCGCCGGGUUGAGUUACGAAGACAUGUGCAUUCAUCCGAAUUUGGACCUCCCGAAAGGGUUCAAGGUGCCAAAAUUUGACAUCUUCAGAGGAACGGGGAACCCCUUAGCACACCUGGGGGCCUACUGUGACCAACUCGUUGGAGUUGGAAAAGACGAAGCUUUGUUAAUGCGGCUUUUUAGCCGAAGUCUGAGCGGAGAGGCUCUAGAGUGGUUUACGUCUCAUGAAACGAGACAAUGGUCUAGUUGGAACGCUCUGGCUAAGGACUUCAUCGAAAGAUUCGCCUACAAUGUGGAGAUUGUUCCUGAUCGCUACUCCUUGGAGAAGAUGAAGCAGAAGUCGACCGAAAGUUUUAGAGAAUUCGCAUAUAGGUGGCGAAAGGAGGUAGCUAGAGUGAGACCUCGUGAGACUAUCGAAGAUGGAUUGAGAACCGGGAAGAUUGCCCGUGUUGCUGCCUCACCCGGAUCUUCGGGCUUGUUGAAGAAGAAAAGAGAGGAUGUGUCCUCUAUCUCUUACGAGGGGAAGAAGACCCCAAGGAAAUCCUUAUCAUACCAAGCUCGUUCUCGACCUUCACAGGGUUCGUACCCGGCUCGUUUUGCACCAGAUGAGUACCAAAGUACCCCUCCCCCCAGUUAUCAAAAUACUCCUCCUCCUAGCUACCAAACUCCCCCUACUAUCUACCAAACUCCCCCUCCAGAUUACCAGACUCCAUCUCAUCACUACCGAAAUGCCGCCCCCAACUGUGCCAACAUUCAGACAAAUUACCAAACGCCUCCCCCAAUGUAUCAAACCCCAACUCCACUUUACCAAAAUACCCCCUCAAACCACCAAGCUCCACAACCAAGCUAUCAAACCAACUCAUAUCCCAGAUAUCAAGCCCCCCGUCCAAACAAUCCAGAUUAUUGUCAAAUGCCUCAUCCUCAACAAAGCAAUUACGAUCCCCCCCGUCCUAGAUUUGAGAAGAAGCCCGCCAGAAUUUUCACUCCGCUCAUUGAAAGCCAAACAAAGUUGCUCGAGCGAUUAACUGCGGCAGGAUAUAUUCAUCUAGUGGGGCUCAAGCCAGUUGACACUAGCUCAAAGUUUUACAGACCUGAUCAGAGGUGCGCGUAUCACUCCAGUAGCGUUGGACAUGAUACCGAGGACUGUAUUAACCUGAAACCUAAGAUCCAAGACCUGAUUGACCAAAAUGUGGUCUCUCUUCAGACAGUUGCGCCCAAUGUCAAUAGUAAUCCUUUGCCAAAUCAUAGAGGUGCUACUAUCAAUAUGAUAGAGACAGAUGAUGACUGGUGCGUGACGAAGGCAAUAGUUCCGAUUGCUCCUGAUGAACUGGAAAGGGCGGUAGCUUCGUUGAGCAUCAGAGAGAAGAAAGAGUUUGUGAUUUUGACACCCGAGAAGGUUGUUGCCUUGGUGCCACGAGAAGCUCUUACCCAACCAAAGUUUGUAAUUGAAACGGCUGUUACCCAGGGUAUGACCAGAUCCGUCAGGUGCUACACACCGGAAGAGUUAGCUCAAGGAGGGCAGAAAAAGGAUCAGACAAAAAGGCCGAUUAGUGAAGCUGAAGAGUUCUGGAGGAAAAUGUAG
Molecule: messenger RNA, 2043 nt
Organism: Solanum tuberosum (potato)
Lineage: Eukaryota; Viridiplantae; Streptophyta; Magnoliopsida; Solanales; Solanaceae
Exons: 3
Coding region: 1-2043 (680 amino acids)
Source: RefSeq, a predicted model, not a curated record